AUGGCUUCUACUACUUACCAGCACGACUUGGAGAAAACCCUCCCCGAUGCCGCGAUCAACUCUAUCCCUUCCUCCCGUUCCUCCUCCCUCGACCCAACGAACAAAGACGCAAACCCGAAUGCCAUUGGCGGCGAUAUCGACCCCGUUGCCGAAAAACGCCUGAGACGGAAAUUGGAUUUCAGGAUCUUGCCGCUCGUGUCGUUGAUGUACCUCGUCGCGUUCAUCGAUCGUGCGAAUAUCGGAAACGCACGUAUUGCGGGCAUGGAAACCGAUCUCGAUCUCAAGGGGUACCGAUUCAAUAUCGCACUCACUGUUUUCUAUGUUUUCUACGUCGUUGUUGAGAUUCCUUCGAAUCUUAUCCUCAAACGCGUUGGUCCUAAGCUUUAUCUUCCUGGUCUUGUUGGACUCUUUGGUUUGGUUUCGUUUUUGACUGCGUUUUGUGAGUCGUACGCUGGACUUAUCGCAUGUCGUGCCGUCCUUGGAGCCCUCGAAGGUGGUCUCAUGCCCGGCAUCACGUACUACCUCGGCUGCUACUACCGCCGUCACGAACUCUUCUUCCGCGUCGGUGUCUUCAUCUCCUCCGCUUCCCUCUCCGGUGCGUUCGGUGGUCUGCUCGCGUCCGGAUUAGUCCACGUACCAACUUUUGGACCCGUGCAUACUUGGAGGAAUAUCUUCUUCUUCGAGGGGAUUAUCACGAUUGUGGUUGGUGCUAUGGCAUGGAUCUGGUUACCGGAGUUGCCGGAGAAGACGAAGUGGCUCGCCGUCGAGGAACGCGAAUUAGCCCAGCGCCGUAUCGCCGUCGAUAAUAUGUCUUCUUCGACUACCACGACCGACGAGGAUGGCGAGCAACACGUCACGGUUUGGAGCUGUGUCUUCAACUCUCACACCUGGUUGUGCGCACUCGCAUACUUCCUCACCGCAAUCACCAUCAACUCUUUCUCGCUAUUCAUCCCCUCUAUUCUCCGCUCGAUGGGAUAUACCGCCGAACGCGCUCAACUCAUGACCGUCGGCCCUUAUGCGCUCGCCUGUGUCUGGUCCGUCGCUCUUGCGUAUUUCUCCGAUAAGACCCGGAAGCGUGGAUUGUGGAUCUUGAUCUCGAUGCCAUUCAUCGUAAUCGGCUACGCACUCCUCGUCUCCGUCCCAACAAGCCGUACCUCAAUCCGCUACCUCGCUGUCUUCUUCGCCGCAUUCGGUGCCUUUCCCCUCGGUCCAGCCUUCCUCUCCUGGGCUUCCAACAAUGUCCGUGGACGGACUCAGCGCGCGACGGCGACGGCAUUGGUUACGACGUUUGGUAACAUUGGAGCGAUUGUUGCUACGUGGUGUUAUUUGCCGGGUGAUGCGCCGGCGUACAGGAAGGGACAUGGGAUCAAUUUGGGGGUUGCGGCGGCGAAUAUUUUGGUUGUUGCGUUUACGGUUGGGGUCGUGAAGAUGAAGAACAGGAGGAGGGCUGGGAAGGAGGAGUCGUUUAGGUUGAUGGAGUAG
Saitoella complicata NRRL Y-17804 is the source of this 1482-nucleotide messenger RNA. Its product is annotated as MFS general substrate transporter. Gene Ontology annotation, cellular component: membrane. The transcript has a single exon. The coding region runs from base 1 to 1482 and encodes 493 amino acids. NCBI's taxonomy places the organism in Eukaryota, Fungi, Ascomycota, Saitoellomycetes, Saitoellales, Saitoellaceae. Gene Ontology annotation, molecular function: transmembrane transporter activity. The record is from RefSeq and is a predicted model, not a curated record. Gene Ontology annotation, biological process: transmembrane transport.